AAACUGGGGGAACUUUGCUUCGUUGCACUUUCCGGCCCACGACUCCGCCCCCGCUGGAGGGGCUCGGCUCUGAGAUUCAAGAUGGAGUCGCUGAGUAGAGCUGGGCAGGAGAUGAGCCUGGCGGCCCUGAAACAACACGACCCUUACAUCACCAGCAUCGCGGACCUCACGGGCCAGGUCGCUCUGUACACUUUCUGUCCUAAGGCCAACCAGUGGGAGAAGACUGAUAUAGAAGGGACCUUGUUUGUAUAUCGAAGGUCAGCUUCACCUUACCAUGGUUUUACCAUUGUGAAUCGACUGAAUAUGCACAAUCUGGUUGAACCGGUCAAUAAAGAUUUGGAAUUUCAACUCCAUGAACCAUUUCUUCUAUAUAGAAAUGCAAGCUUGUCGAUAUACAGUAUCUGGUUUUAUGACAAGAAUGACUGUCACCGCAUAGCCAAACUCAUGGCCAAUGUGGUAGAAGAGGAGACACGACGGUCCCAGCAAGCUGCUCGGGAUAAGCAGAGUCCCAGCCAGGCCAACGGCUGUAGUGACCACAGGCCCAUCGACAUCCUGGAGAUGCUGAGCAGAGCCAAGGACGAGUACGAGAGGAAUCAGAUGGGCGACUCAAAUAUCUCCAGCCCUGGGUUACAGCCAAGCACUCAGCUGGGAAGUACAGAGACUCUAGAAGAGAUGCCUUCCGGGUCACAGGAGAAGUCCGCUCCAUCUGGACACAAACAUCUAACAGUAGAAGAACUCUUUGGAACCUCUCUGCCAAAGGAACAGCCAGCAGUCAUGGGUCUUGAUUCAGAGGACAUGGAGAGGCUGGCAGGAGAUGCCCCCCAGAAGGAUCCUAGCCCAUUCCUACCAUUUUCCUUUGAGCAGUCAGGAGGAACCCCUCAGUCAGAAAACCUGGCUGUUCAAUCUGCUGCCCACCACUCAGUCCAACCUGAAGUCACCACCCCAGUGUUGAUCACUCCUGCCUCCAUCACACAGUCCAAUGAAAAGCAUGCUCCAAGCUACAUGAUCCCGAUGAGCCCUGUUCUCAGUCCCACUCUACCAGCAGAAGCUCCUACUGCACAGGUUCCCCCCAGCUUACCUCGAAACAGCACCAUGAUGCAGGCAGUGAAGACCACACCUAGACAGAGGUCUCCACUCCUCAAUCAGCCAGUCCCUGAGCUAAGCCACACCUGUCUGAUUGCCAACCAGAGCUCCUUCAGGGCCCCACUGAGUGCAACAAGCACAGCUGGUACAUCCCUUGCAAGCGUGGAUCUUCUCCAGAAACUCAGGCUGACGCCACAGCAUGACCAAAUACAGGCACAGUCACUUGGGAAAGGUGCAAUGGCAGCUAGUUUUCCUCCAGCAGCUGGCCAAUUGGCCACACCUGAAAGCUUCAUAGAGCCUCCCCUGAAAACCAUAGCAGCCAGAGCAGCAGUCUCGGCAUCCCUGAACAGCAUGGUGCUCCCUCCCCUUCAGUCUAUGCAGCAAAACCAGGACUCCGAAGUAUUUGCCCAGCCAAAGGUGUUACCCAGUGCCAUCCCAGUUGCAGGCCCUCCACUGGUUACCACAACCACCACAGCAGUACCUUCUGUCCUGCUGUCCCCAAGUGUUUUCCAGCAGACAUCUACAAGGUCCACAGACCUUGACAGGAAAGCAAACUCCCCUUCUCCUCUACCUGUUGGGACAUCAGAAAAUCAAAGAAAGCCUUCCAUUAUUCUCAGCAAGGCUCAGCUCCAGGAUACGUUAAUACAUCUGAUAAAGAAUGAUUCUAGCUUUCUCAGUACACUUCAUGAAGUCUACUUGCAGGUUCUGACCAAGAACAAAGACAACCUCAACCUAUGACUGGAGCUGAGUGAAUCUGAAGGCACCUGUCAACCUCAGAAACAAAUAGGCUUUAUCAUGGAAACUCCUAAACAGAACACUGCGUUUUGAGAAUCCUGAAAUUGAGCCUAUAAGAGAAGAGACUCGUUCCUUAAGAAUGUUUUCCAAGUGACGUUCCCAGUGUUAAUGGAGGUUUCACUGUGAAGCAUCACCAGCAGACCUUUGUUUUGACAAAAAAAAAAAAAAA
Molecule: messenger RNA, 2047 nt
Organism: Orycteropus afer afer
Lineage: Eukaryota; Metazoa; Chordata; Mammalia; Tubulidentata; Orycteropodidae
Gene: DCP1A
Product: decapping mRNA 1A
Biological process (GO): deadenylation-independent decapping of nuclear-transcribed mRNA; deadenylation-dependent decapping of nuclear-transcribed mRNA; positive regulation of catalytic activity
Cellular component (GO): P-body
Molecular function (GO): mRNA binding; enzyme activator activity
Source: RefSeq, a predicted model, not a curated record